Messenger RNA from Camelus dromedarius (Arabian camel), 4603 nucleotides. RefSeq names its product Mov10 like RNA helicase 1 (gene MOV10L1). Bases 1 to 3408 code for a protein of 1135 amino acids. Lineage: Eukaryota; Metazoa; Chordata; Mammalia; Artiodactyla; Camelidae. The record is from RefSeq and is a predicted model, not a curated record. The transcript has 25 exons. Gene Ontology annotation, molecular function: helicase activity.
AUGUUGCGUCUCGCGGCCAAGCUGGUGGCCUUCUUCUGGAGGAGGGCGGACCGUCCCGAGAACGCGGCGGGGCCGCCGGGGCCCGAGCUCGCGGAAGGUGACACCAAGUUGAAAACCGUCCAGGGUGUCGUGACAAGGUACUGCAGCGAUUAUGGCAUGAUCGAUGACUUGAUCUACUUCUCCAGUGAGGCUGUGACUAGCAAAGUUCUUCUAAACGUUGGACAGGAAGUUAUUGCGGUUGUGGAAGAAAAUAAAGUGUCGAAUGGACUGAAAGCGAUCCGGGUAGAAGCUGUCUCGGAUAAAUGGGAAGAUGACAGCAAAAACCACAGCCCAGGGCUGUCCGACUCCAGCCCCCGGGUGCUGAUUGGAUGCGUGACCUCACUGAGGAAUGGCGCUGGCUACAUCAGCCAGACCACAUACUUCUCCCGGGAGAGCGUUUGUGAAGGUUUUGAGCCCUGCAAGGGAGACUGGGUGGAGGCCGAGUACUGGAUCCGGCCGGGCACAUGGAGCAGCGAGGCCGUAUCGGUGAAGCCGCUGAGGUACAAGCGCGUGGACAGGGUCUGCGUGUCCAGCCUCUGUGGAAGAAAUGGGGUGAUCGACGACUGCAUCUUUUUCACCUUGGACUCCCUAAAACUUCCAGAAGGAUAUGUGCCUCGGAGACACGACUUGGUCAGUGCAGUGGUGGUGGAGAGCAGCCAGUCGUGCUACGUGUGGCGGGCGCUGUGCCUGACCCCUGUGCACAGGCGGGACUUCUCCGCCCCCGAGGAGGCCGCCGGGGAGGCCUGUGGAGCCCUCUUAAAAAACAAAGGUGACGUCGAGGUCACAAGGAUGACAAAUUUUGGAACAAUGAAAGAAGGAGGAUGUAAAAGUAUGGUAAUCUGUAUAGAGAAUAAAGGAGACGUCCCUCAGUACUUAGUCUGUUGCAAACUGGCUGGCUGGGACAAAGCUAAACAGUUCAGAUUUCAGAUGCUGGAUAAAACUCAGAGGUGCUCCAUGGUGUCUCUUGUUUCUCUUCCUGAGGAGGAGAAGAACUUUUCAGAUGAAACUAUUAACUCAUUAGACAGCUGCAGAAAAACCGACACCUGUCAGACAUUGGAGAGCAGCCUGGGGAACAGCAGAGCAGUCUCUCCAGAUGACUGUGUCUGUAAAGGAGGAAGCGGAGAAAAGGAAAAGUGUGCAUCAAGGAAACAGGUGACAGAGCCUGAGCCCGGCAGGCUCAUCCCUCCAGGCGGACAAACCCUGGUUGUGAUCAUAUGUGAAGCGAAGAACUCCGGCCGCUGCAAGGAGCUCCUUCUGCUUUGCUUCUCAAAUUUCAUAAUCGGGCGAUUCCUUGAAGUGACCGUCGUGAGUGAGGAGGAGUCAUUGAUAGCGGUCCGAGAACCGUUUUCAUGGAAAAAGUCAAAAAGUUCCCAAGCAUUAGCUUCUACAAAAACUACAGUUGUUGUGACCACGCAGAAAAGGAACUCAAGACGACAGCUUCCAAGUUUUCUCCCACAGUAUCCUAUUCCAGACAGACUGAAAAGGUGUGUGGAACAGAAAAUCGACAUCCUGACCUUCCAGCCACUGCUGGCUGAGCUUUUGAACAUGUCCAACUACAAGGAGAAGUUUUCGGCUUUGCUGUGGCUGGAGGAGAUCCACGCGGAGACGGAGCUGAAAGAGUACAACGUGACUGGGGUCACCCUGAGGAGGAACGGGGACCUCCUGGUUCUGGAGGUCCCCGGGCUGGCCGAGGGCAGGCCCUCCCUGUACGCAGGUGACAAACUGAUUUUAAAAACUCAAGAGUACAACGGACACAUCAUCGAGUACAUUGGCUACGUGAUGGAGAUUCAUGAAGAAGAUGUAACUCUUAAAUUUAAUCCAGAAUUUGAACAAGCAUAUAACUUUGAGCCUAUGGACGUGGAAUUUACGUAUAACAGGACCACCAGCAGACGGUGCCACUUUGCACUUGAACAAGCCAUCCACUUGGGAGUAAAAGUGUUGUUUCCGGAAGAAAUCAUUUUGCAGUCUCCCCAAGUUAUGUGGGAUUGGAACCAUGCACAGGACACCCAGACCGACGGCCCACCCGCCUCCAAGGGUAGGAAAGCCAUGAGGGACCAAGCUCAGGUCGGAGUUGAGGAGCGGCAGGCCGGUACUGUGGAGGCAAGUGGUCUGGUUGGCAAGACCCCAAAAGCCAGAGAGAAGGAGUUUUUCAAUUUGAUGCUCAACGAAAACCAGAAGUUAGCAGUGAGGAGGAUUCUGAGUGGUGACUGCCGCCCACUCCCGUACGUUCUCUUUGGGCCUCCUGGAACCGGGAAGACAGUGACGAUAAUAGAGGCUGUUUUACAGGUGUUCUACGCUUUGCCGGACAGUCGGACCCUGGUGUGCGCACCCUCCAACAGCGCUGCCGACCUGGUGUGUCUGCGUCUGCACAAGAGCCAGGCGCUGCGGCCUGGAGCCAUGGUCCGCAUGAACGCCACCUGCCGGUUCGAGGAGACCAUCACGGAGGCCAUCAAGCCUUACUGCCGCGAUGGGGAGGACGUCUGGAGGGCCUCGCGCUUCAGGGUCGUCAUCACCACGUGCAGCAGUGCGGGGCUCUUCUACCAGAUAGGGCUGAGGGUCGGACACUUCACACAUGUGUUCGUGGACGAAGCGGGGCAGGCAAGCGAGCCGGAGUGCCUGAUCCCCCUGGGGCUGGUCUCGGACGUCACCGGCCAGAUCGUCCUUGCCGGAGACCCCAUGCAGCUUGGGCCAGUCAUCAAGUCCAGACUGGCCAUGGCCUACGGGCUGAGUGUCUCCAUGCUGGAGAGACUAAUGUCCCGACCGGCCUAUAUGCGAGACGAAGACGCUUUUGGGGCCUGUGGCGCCUACAACCCCUUGUUGGUGACAAAGCUCGUGAAGAACUAUCGGUCCCACUCGGUGCUGCUGGCCCUGCCGUCCAGGCUCUUCUACCACCGGGAGCUCGAAGUCUGCGCGGACCCCACAGUGGUGACGUCUUUGCUGGGCUGGGAGAAGUUACCGCGGAAGGGCUUCCCUCUUGUCUUCCACGGAGUGAGGGGCAGCGAAGCUCGGGAAGGGAGGAGCCCGUCCUGGUUCAACCCCGCUGAGGCCGUGCAGGCCAUGCGCUACUGCUGCCUACUGGCCCGCAGUGUCUCCAGCCAGGUGUCUGCCGGCGACAUUGGGGUCAUCACGCCCUACCGGAAGCAGGUGGAGAAAAUCAAAGUUCUUUUGCGAAAUGUUGAUCUGACAGAUAUAAAGGUUGGAUCUGUGGAGGAGUUUCAGGGGCAAGAAUAUCUGGUUAUCAUCAUCUCAACUGUAGGUAUUUCUGCCCCGUGGGGCACUGUCUGCGCCAGGCUGCCUGGCGUGCUGGGCCCUCUGUUGCCCUCGGUGACACAGAGCAGGGGAGACCCAGGCGGCGCCUCAAGCAGCUAACUGUUGGGUGUUCUUAAAAAAAAAAAAAAAAAGAUCAGACAAAAAAGUAAAGAAACCCAUGAGGCAGUAGUGAAUGAUGGGAGGAGGGAGGGGACCUUGCAGUGGGGUGUGGCUGGGAGAGGGGCAGACUCUGGAAAGUCCAUUCUUUUAUAAAUGACUUUUAUCAAAAGGUAAACAUUAACCGCAGACAGGUUAGGAAAUUGAGAUGGGAAAGAACGCAGCGUGGCUAAGACCCCACGCCCAGCUCAGCUCCCAGUGCUGGAGGCUCUGCUUGAGUGUAGUGAGGCCCACACCCUGCCCCCGCUGCUUUUCUCUCUUUUUAGCCAAAAUGGGGUCACAUGUCACAUUUCUAAAUGUUUGUAUAUAUCGAGUUUCUUUCCAUGCCAAAAAAUUUAAAACACUGUUUUUAUUAAUCUUUGUGUGUUUCAGGUACGGUCAAAUGAAGAUAGCUUUGAAGAUGAUAGAUAUUUUUUGGGAUUCUUGUCCAACUCAAAAAGAUUUAAUGUUGCAAUCACCAGACCCAAAGCCUUGCUGAUUGUGCUGGGAAACCCUCACGUUCUUGUCAGAGAUCCCUGUUUCGGCGCCCUGCUGGAAUACAGCAUCACAAAUGGUGUCUACACGGGGUGCAACCUGCCACCGGAGCUGCAGUCCCUGCAGAAGUGAGCCCUUCCGUCUCCCUAAAGGGUAGAUAGACUCUGGUCCUGCUUCCCAGGCCCACCGUCGGCCUUGCAGGGCGGAGCAGGGUCUGGCCUCAUGGGCUGCGGCGGCCACUCUCUGUCCAGAUGACAUCUGGGGUCAGCGUCUCCCCUGCCCACACAGCUUCACAAGUAACUCUGGUGCCCCUCGGACCACGCUGGGGUGGGGGGCCGGCCCCAGCCCCACUGCGGUGCUCGCCAUGGGGAGCCCUAUUCACCAGCCCCUGGCCUUCCUGCGUCUGCAGCCGUGUGAGCCCCCCCCCCCAAACCAGAGCCAGUCCCUGAGGGGCCGGACAGGACAGCCUGUAAAGGAGGGCCCGUGGCUGUGCCCCUCCCCCCCAGGGACCGCCGUCUGUGCUGCGGCCCCUGCUGCGCGCCUUGUCCCACAGCCUUGGCCACGAGUGUGGGGCCCCAAGCCUGCCACCUGCUCAUGCUGCUGUCAGCCCUGCGUGCCAGCCAGCGCCUGCCCCUGGGCAGCUACUCCAUCACCGAAAUAAACC